Messenger RNA from Ostrinia nubilalis (European corn borer), 1232 nucleotides. Its product is annotated as basic salivary proline-rich protein 3-like. The coding region runs from base 38 to 958 and encodes 306 amino acids. The transcript has 2 exons. NCBI's taxonomy places the organism in Eukaryota, Metazoa, Arthropoda, Insecta, Lepidoptera, Crambidae. The record is from RefSeq and is a predicted model, not a curated record.
CUUCGUAGUUGGCACAGUACAGCUAGGACUGUCAAGGAUGUUAGCAACCAAGUUAACAUUGUUCCUGUCAUGCAUGGCCGUCAUCGCCUGCGAGCGACCGUCGGAGCGCAAUGGCCGCCGGUCUCUGGAUAUAGUCAAGUAUGUCCAAUCACGGCGGCAGCAAGAAAUUCCUCCUACGGGAGAUGACCACCCUGAUUAUUCAGGAAGGCGCAAGCAAGAAGACCCCCCAGAAAAUCGUCGCAUGCAAGAAGACCCCCCAGACUAUCGUCGCAAGCAAGAAGACCCCCCAGACAAUCGUCGCAAGCAGCAAGAAAUUCCUCCUACGGGAGAUGACCACCCUGAUUAUUCAGGCAGGCGCAAGCAAGAAGACCCUCCAGAAAAUCGUCGCAAGCAAGAAGACCCCCCAGACUAUCGUCGCAAGCAAGAAGACCCCCCAGACAAUCGUCGCAAGCAGCAAGAAAUUCCUCCUACGGGAGAUGACCACCCUGAUUAUUCAGGCAGGCGCAAGCAAGAAGACCCUCCAGAAAAUCGUCGCAAGCAAGAAGACCCCCCAGACUAUCGUCGCAAGCAGCAAGAAAUUCCUCCUACGGGAGAUGACCACCCUGAUUAUUCAGGCAGGCGCAAGCAAGAAGACCCCCCAGAUAAUCGUCGCAAGCAAGAAGACCCCCCAGACAAUCGUCGCAAGCAGCAAGAAAUUCCUCCUACGGGAGAUGACCACCCUGAUUAUUCAGGCAGGCGCAAGCAGCUAAUAAUUCCUCCUAUGGUAGAUGACCACCCUGAUUAUUCAGGCAGGCGCAAGCAGCAAGAAAUUCCUCCAACUGGAGAUGACCACCCUGAUUAUUCAGGCAGGCGCAAGCAAGAAGACCCCCCAGAAAAUCGUCGCAAGCAAGAGGACCCCCCAGACUAUAGACGACAGAAUGAAUAUACGACGAAAGGACCUGUCCCCGGGCGUAAGUAGAAAACCUCUGAAAUCAAUGCAAGUAAGAUGAAAAUGAAGAAGCAUGAAGAUUAUCCUUCACAACUAUUACUUUGAUUUUGAAAUUAUUAUUACUUCAAAAUUCUUGUGGCUGUAGGUAUUUAGUAAAAAAAAUAGAUUUAAUGAUAGAUCUACAUGUCUUUCGGUUUCAACACCGUUGAUCUGCUAAUCUACUUAAUUUUACUAAAUGUAAUCAGUUUUGUUCAACAAAAACUUAUGAAAUUUCGUAAAUUUUAAUAAAUAGUGAAGGCAACAA